ACACACAGUGCACUUUCUUCGUCCCUCCCAUCAAUCCAAAACCAACCCAUAAAAACACAGUACCCACUAUUUCGAAGCCACGAAAAUUCACCGAAUAAAAAAAAAAACUUGGUGUUCUGAGUAUUUGAGUAUAGGUUAGGCAAAAAGCGAUACCACGUACAAACACCCCUAGAUUUAUGAGAAAAGCAGGAUCCCAUAAAAAACUCACACUGCCCUUCUGUCGUUUCUCCUGAUUCCUCUGGCUCAUGCAUCUAAUUUAAAUUACGCGGCACGCCGUUGGUGCAUGCGCCGCUACAUCACCACACCACCUUAAUUUGCGUGUCACCCUAUCUCCAUCAUCCCCACUGCAAAAUCAUUGCUACAUGCCACACACACACACCCCAUCCAUCCCUUCACUCCUCCUCUAUAUAUAGCUCAUCUGGUACUCACCUUCUCAUCAAACACAAAUACAGAAAAGAGGAAGAGUAUAUAUAUACACGGUACCAGCCAUGGCAAAACUUAUGAAGUCUUCAGUUCCCUUCUUGGUGUGUUUUCUUGUUCUCUCCACGCUUCUUGUGUCGGGAGUGAGUGGUUAUAGAGGAGGAAUGGUGGGGGGGAGAUCCGAGGUGAGUGACGUGAAGACUAACAAGCAGGUACAGGAGCUGGGGAGGUUCUCCGUGAAGGAGUUCAACAGCCACAGAAGCCUGUACUGGAAGGGUGGUGGAGUUGGAAAACUGAUGUUUUCUGAGGUGGUGGAGGCACACAAGCAGGUGGUUUCUGGGCUCAAGUAUUAUUUAAAUAUUGUGGCCACCACACAGAAUGGAGAGAAGAGAAUGUUUGAUUCGGUAGUUGUGGUCCAGCCUGGGCUUCGAACCACGGAGUUGCUUACCUUUGAGCCUUCAGCUAAAUUGAUGGUUAGAAAAUGAGAAUUGUCAUUUAGGGUUUGAUUGGUUUAUGAAAUCCAUACUAAGAUAAUUAAAUUAAGUUUUGGCGGUGUUCUAUGAACAUGAGUUAAGAGUACGUACUCUCUUUUAUUUUUGUUUUACGAGGCUGUAAUAACCAUGUUUAUAUGUGUCGGAGCACAUGUAUAAUCUCUAUGAAAAUAAAAAAAAAAAAAAAAUAAAAAUCUUUAUGCCCUAAUGUAUAA
Populus trichocarpa (black cottonwood) is the source of this 1126-nucleotide messenger RNA. RefSeq names its product cysteine proteinase inhibitor B. Lineage: Eukaryota; Viridiplantae; Streptophyta; Magnoliopsida; Malpighiales; Salicaceae. The transcript has a single exon. The record is from RefSeq and is a predicted model, not a curated record. Bases 489 to 905 code for a protein of 138 amino acids. Gene Ontology annotation, molecular function: cysteine-type endopeptidase inhibitor activity.